This is a messenger RNA of Effrenium voratum, 1460 nucleotides long. Lineage: Eukaryota; Dinophyceae; Suessiales; Symbiodiniaceae. The record is from the annotation of a GenBank genome assembly.
GUUUUUAUGUUUGGCGGUUCAUUCCCGCUGCGUUUGAAAACCACAGCACAUUCAGCGGUGAGCCAUGACUAUUCUAACAGACGAGCCAAAUUAUCAGCAGGACCCGGAGAGCGUGUUCUACGUGCAUGCAGGAACUGGUUGGGGAUCCUUCCCCGAGGCUGUGAAAGCCGCGCCCAAGAUCUACGUGGGUUCCUUUGACCACGAGAAGGAUUCUCGAAGGAGUCGAGGGUCCGACCCAGCCUGGGUGCGCGUUGAGGUGGCGAAAGAGCUACUUCAUGGUGACUCGCUGAUGCAUGGCCAAUUCGAACAGUGCUGGAGCGCCCUUGUGAGGACGGCAGAGCGGCCGCCGCAAAGGGCACCCCGCUUUGGCUCUCCCUGGCCCUGUGAAGAGGAGGUAAGCCCACGGCAAUGGCUCGAGCGCGCAGGCUUCGCUGUCUUCCUUCGAGCGAUCGGCGCGGCUGAGCGCGGCCAGGCAGUCCCAGGGACUCCCGAGGAGCUGCGGCGAAGGUGUGGUGUGGUGGCUGUUGAGGACGAUGGAUUUUGUGGCUUUUGGUGCCUUGCAUACUUGCUGGGAAUGGAUUUGUCGCGUGCCUUGGAAACGGUGAUUCGUGAACUAGACUCCGUGCGCUCUGCUGCUGCGGAUGCCAGAGCUGACGGCAGAAGGCCAUCCCCAGAGGACAGGGCCUGGGAGCGCUUGUGGAACAUUGCGGACAUCAAGCUGCGAUGCUUGAGGCAUGGGAUUCGUGGCUCGCACCUGGACAUUGUCUCCUCCGAGCUUCGAUGCCGUGGGUUGCAGGACACGAACUGCUUUCUGACGCACUCUGAGCUGUCCUUGCUGUGCGGUCGCUUGUGGCGCUGGACCCCAGUGGUGGAGGUCACUCCAGACUUCCAUGCAUCGGAGGAAACUGGCGACCACACCAUGUUGGCGUUGGCCGCUGCAGGGCAUCCCACCUUGGAGGCCAUGCAGGAAAAUUUGGACGGGUCGGAGGAGGCUUUGCGAGAGGCAGGGUGGCGGCUGCACGAGCAGGGGUUCCGGCUCAUCACCGCGGAGCCCGUGGCAGAGGGUCGACCAGCAGACCAGCCCCGGCCGAGCUUCGAAGAGCUGCGGCAGAUGCGGCCUUUGAUCAUUCACUUAGGCACCCACUACUUCCUGCUGGAUUCCAUUGAAGACAUCCCCGAGUCUCUGAGCAUGGAGCAGGUGCCGACAGGGGCCGACCGAGGCUUCUUCGAGAAGUGCGGCCGCUGCUUCACUCGAUGUCUCGACCGCUGGUGGCACGGCGCCAGCGAGGCCAGGACGCCAUUGCGGCCCUGAGAGUUUCGUCGAGUCGAGUUUCCGGCUUGCUUGAGUUGGCUUGACUUCUCACUGCACCCCUUGCAAAGUGUUAGGGGAUGGCCCGUUUCACCAGUCGGACGUGGUUUCACAGCCCUUCUAUCCGACAACCAGCGAGCAACACGGAGAG